GCAGAUCUGUAGAGGCUGAUUGAGAACUGCACUUGUAACUAUACCUAUACCAAUCUGAUGAUGAAGAAACAGAUGUUAUUGGAAUACAAAGUGAAUACUGCAUCAGAUCACAUCGUGGUCUCCAACAGAGCUGAGGUCCCUGGAUGUGGUGCCGUGUAGGUGUGUACUCCUGUUAGCCAAUGACUUGACUGGUGCUGAAAUCCCCCAGGAGGGAGUUUAUCUCUCAGGCUAGUCACACUAAAAGCCUUACUUAUUCCACUGUUAGCUUGCUGGUACUUAUCAGUAGUGCUGCUGCUCUGGCGCUGUGAUUUCCUGAACAGAGAUUAUUUGUGUACACCUUCUGAUUCUUUUCUUGGAUGCUCAUCAUAAUGAAAUGAUUAAAAGGACAUCUUUGAACGAUUGAAGGAUAUAUCUUUUUUUCUGUGGAAGAUGAGAUUUUAAUGUGUGGAGGAUUUUGACAGCCUUUCUUGCAGAGUUAAAUUGUCUUGUGAUCUUCCUAGGUAGAGGAAAUGAUUCUACAAAUUAAGAUACCAGAGUGCAAAAUAUUCUACGCAUUGGGAUUCUAGAAAUGAUGUUGCAUACCCAUGUUUUGUUUACUUUUAAUUUCCAGGGAACUAAAGCCUGUGGGAAUCUGUGAGAAUUAGCAUUUUUUUCGAUGUGUUUAUUAAUAGUUUUUCAUCUUAUAAAUUUUUUACAUGGAACUGUCUGAUUACAUGCUGAAAUCAAUAAGUACAUAUUAUUUUACAAGGCGAAUUGAUUCAACACAUUUGCUUCAGUAUUGAAUAUUGUUAAAAAAUUGGAUCACAACAACUGUUUUGAUAAGAAAAAAGCCAUUGCCUGGAGUUUUGGAUGUGACACAAAUUUAGUUCUUGCUUCAUUCAAACAACCAGAGAAUGAAUAGGUUUACUGGUACAGAGGACCAAAAAUUUGGAAAUGGUGAAAACACUGACCACUUUCUUGGCAACCAUGCUGCUUCCAGGGCAAACUCAAUGUCCUCCAAUCAAAAUACCGGACUACCUGGACAGAUUUCUCCUAGUAGGAGCUGGCAUCACAGUCUCACGACAUCCGAACAUUCAGAGCUGAGAUUUGAUGUGAGUGGCUUUGACAGUCACAGAAGGUUAUCGCAAGGGUCAAGGACUGCACUAUUUGGUAACCAUGACAGCCAUCUAAGGUUGAGAGACCCCAAGUUUGUAAGUACAUCCAGUAGUCCAGAAAAAAGUCCAGGGAUCGAGUCCGAUGAUUCUCUGUCAUCUGCGAGUAGUUGUGGCCCAAGACAGACUGUGAGUUAUAGAAAGCGUAGUUUGAGACACAGAAGGAGUGAGGACAGAGACUUGGGUAAGCUGCUGUCUGAUAGUGUAGAAGAGGCAGAAUCAUUGUCUUACCCAAGGUCACAGUUGGGUGGUGAUGAAGGACGCAGGUUCAGGAAUGGUCACCGUCCUGCUAGUGUGUGUGGAUAUAAUGUGCUCUGGGAAAAUCGAGUUCAGGAACUUGUUGAACUGUUGACAAGAACCUCCUUGGAAACUCACAAACUUGACUUGAUGGCCGAGAUCUCCAGCCUCAAGAUCAAACUGGCCUCGGCUGAUAAGGACAGACGGGACCUGGAUGACAGACUCAGGUUAUCUCAGAGACAUGCAAAGGAACUGGAAUCAAGGUUAGCUGUAAAAGACGCUGAAAUCAAUGAACUGCGACAGAAGCUGUUGAGGAACGGCACAAUUUCAGCUCCCGAUUCAAGUGGAGAUUCUUCAGUGAGCAGUUUAGAGAAAUCGGUAGACAGAGAAAAAACUUUAGAUAGACUUAAGCGCAAACAUCAUGAAGUUGAAAAAUUGAAAAAGGCGGUGGAAGCUUUGAUGUUCUCUAAUCAGGAAAAGGACAAAAGAAUUGAUGAACUACGUAGACUUUUACGAAGAUACAAGAAAAUUGAAGAAAUGGUGGUUCAGGCUCAAGGUCGUAAGGCUCUGGAAGAGAUGAUUUUAAAUGCCGAGGACGAUACCAGCUCCACAAGUUCCACAACUCCGUCAAUAAAUGACAAUGUCCCCAGAGAUCAACAGUGUGAAGAAGGGAAAGAGAGACCUUAUCCAAAUCCAAGUGCCACUAGUACGCCAGUGCACUCUUUGCCAGAGAAUGGCAUCGGAACAGGAAGUUCCACCGUCCUAUCUGGGUCAUCUCGCCGAGCCCUGCAGCGCUCCAACAGUGCCGAGGAUGUUACGCCCACCAAUCAGAAAAAAAAAUCCUCAAUAAACAACAAUGAACCUGAGGGAUAUCACAAUGGAGGAACGCUUAACUUUGGUACGUUUCCGGGUGAGGGUAGUGAGGUACGAAGGUCUCGGGGUUUCCUUGCCCUCGGAACAGCCCUGCUUCGUGUCAAAACGGGAAAACGGAGCACAUCAGCUCCCAACUUAGCUAACACAGAAGUGGUGACAGAUGAUGAGGAUGGAUUACAACAUGUGGGGACAUCUCGACCCCCGGAUGUCAAAAAGAAAAAGGGCAUCAGGGGCCUGUUUGGGAAAUUAAAGAGGAGUGGAUCACAAGAUUUUCAUGAACGUGAGAGAGACCAAUUCAGAAGGGGAGGUGUGAGAGCUACAGCGACAGCUCGACUCGGAUGGUCUCGAGAUGUGCGCAGUAAUGAUGAGAUGCCAUUCUCCCGCUGGGACUGUGAGAGGGUGUGUCUGUGGCUGAAUGACUUAGGUCUCAACAUGUACCUCAUGGAUUGUCGCAGAUGGGUCAAAAACGGGGAUCAACUCUUAAGAGCAACUCAACAUGAAAUAGAAAAGGAGCUUGGUGUGAAACAUCCCCUUCACAGAAAGAAACUCCAGUUAGCAUUACAACAGAUCAGCAGCACGGGCAAAGUCAAGAAACAAGACCUGGAUCACCACUGGGUUACACGUUGGCUGGAUGACAUCGGAUUGCCCCAGUACAAAGACAAUUUCUAUGAUGGCAGAGUGGAUGGUCAAAUGUUACACUAUCUUACUGUGGAGGAUUUACUGUCGCUGAAAGUGACCAAUGAACUUCACCAUGUCAGUAUCAAACGAGCCAUCCAAGUGUUACAUGCCCAUGGAUUUAACCCUCAGUGCCUUCGAAGGAGACCCUCCCCUGAUGAAGGUCAGUUACAAAAUAUCCCAGCUGAUGUCUCAUUGUGGACAAACCAUAGAGUGAUGGAGUGGCUCCGUACCAUAGAUCUGUCAGAGUACGCUCCUAACCUCAGAGGCAGUGGAGUUCACGGCGCUUUAAUCGUCCUGGAACCAAGAUUCAAUGCAGAAUUAUUUGCCCAGAUUUUAUCAAUCCCUCACAACAAAACUCUGUUAAGGAGACAUCUCAGCACUCAUGUUGUGGCUCUCAUUGGCAACGAAACUCAGCACAAAAAGCGGGAGGCCGAGUCCACUCCUGGUUACGUGCCUCUCCUACCUAGUGCUAAAGUCAAGAGUAAGAAGUUUGGGAUUUUUGGUCACAAGAGGAAUAAAUCUGACGCUGAUUUGGAGGAUUUUAUCUGUCCAGACUUUACAAGGAGACAGAAUGGGGGUCCUCAAACAAAGGAGAGAGAUGAAAAGGCUGCUAAAGAAAUAGGUGCUUACUCUAAAGAGAUCAAUACUUUAACAGAUAUGCUUGCGCGUGACAAGUUUCUGGACAAUGUACCCACAUCUAAUGUGUGAAUUUAUACUGAAAACUGAAUAUUUACCAAAUAUGAAGUGGAUCAAAACCCCUGCCAUUGAAAUCAAUCAUGAAAACCAUGCACAGGUAGACUCUACCCACAAUCCUGUGUUUUAGGGAUAAUUUGUUUACUUUGGUUGUGAUGGUAACCAAUGUGCCUUCCUGGUGGCUGGCCACUAUUAAGUAUCUCAUAGAUGACAAGUAUGCCAAAUUUUUAUCUUGUAUUUAUAGUUUUUAACGUGUUUUACUGAGGUUGUAAAAUUGUGAACAAAUGAAAUUGUAUAUAAAUGCAAUUAUGUAUAGAAGAAAUUAUGUCCAUAGUUUGUAUAUAGGAAAAUAUGUAGUUAGAAGUUGUAGAAAAAAUAGUAUAGAAUGUAAAUUAAAUCAUUCAUACUGUCAUAUUAUCUUUCGGAUUUUAUUAAGUAUUUGACAUUUUGCAUGUUCUUGGUUAUUUUUUUUUUCUAAGUAAAAUAUCAUUCAACCAUUCUAAUUCAUAGACAACAUAUAUUUUAUUUUACAUUUUAAAACAGAUUUUUAAGUCAAUGUAGUCAUACAGUGCCUCAAGCAAGUUUUAGUGCUAAACUUUGAAUACAUAUUUAAUUAAAAAAUAUCUUUUUGAGUAUUAGUUAAAUUGUUUGUAUUAUUGGGAUAUUAAUCUUUGUUAUAAAAGGAAAGAAAUGAUUUAUAAUGUCAACUUUAUAUUUUAUUUUGGAACCAUCAAUUUUUUUUCCAUUUAAUUGUUCACUUUUUUUUCAUCUUAUGUGUUAAAAUACAAAGAGUGGAAAAGUUAUGGUGUUAUUUGAACAGUCUUGGAAAGGAAGUUUAAACAAAUCAAGUCCUACAGAUUUUGCUGGACAAAAUCAAAUACAAAUUAAAUUUUUCUCUUUGUUUUCCUUAAUAGAUAGCUCCUGUUCCCUGAUAAUACAUUGACGUUUUCAGCAUUUUGUUCCUAUUCAUAAGCAUUAUAUCUUUUAACCAGUUUUGUGAGAUCUGUUAUUUUCAUCUUAUUAAAAGCAAUUUAUAUUUCUUCUGUCAACACAUGAAUAAAGAUUUCGUCAGGAUUUUUCAAACGGUUAAUUUAUGAGUAAGGUAGAGCCCAGUAUUGAAAAGAUAUUUAGAAAUUCAUGGCUAAAAUGUUCUAAUAUUACAUGUAUAUAUAUUAUAUGACAUCACAAUGUUUGUAUAGGUAAUAUCCAACACUCCUACCGCUACAUGGUAUUAUAGGGCUUUUUCAUAUUUUUUUUAAAAAAGUAUUUUUAUAGAAUAAUAUCAAUGGUUGGCUAUUAGUUUGCCUGAAUUGUUGAUGCUUGAACUGAACUUUCACUGUUUAUUAUUAAAAUAGCUCAAAAUGUAAUCUUUAUCAAACAUAAGUAAUUCAUAAAUUUUAAUUAGGUAACUGAAAUGUGGGAGAUUUUGUUAUCAAUUUUAAGCUUAUUUUUAGUGGACAUGUUAUUUCCUCAUUAUUGGGACCUUAUUCAUUGCUUCUCAUGGUAUGAUCAUAAACUCCUUUAAAAUACAGGAAAUAAGUUCUGUCUGAAACUUUUUGACUUUGUAUUUUUAUGUUGUAUUUUUUCAUAGAAAUUGUUUUACAUUUCUUUCCAUUAAACCAUGUUUUAGAAUGCAAAACAAUAAAAUCUAUUUUAAAUGACA
Saccostrea cuccullata (small rock oyster) is the source of this 5295-nucleotide messenger RNA. Its product is annotated as liprin-beta-1-like. NCBI's taxonomy places the organism in Eukaryota, Metazoa, Mollusca, Bivalvia, Ostreida, Ostreidae. Gene Ontology annotation, molecular function: protein binding. Gene Ontology annotation, biological process: neuromuscular junction development. The transcript has 21 exons. The record is from RefSeq and is a predicted model, not a curated record. Gene Ontology annotation, cellular component: presynaptic active zone. Bases 894 to 3647 code for a protein of 917 amino acids.